This is a messenger RNA of Parnassius mnemosyne (clouded apollo), 747 nucleotides long. The record is from the annotation of a GenBank genome assembly. Lineage: Eukaryota; Metazoa; Arthropoda; Insecta; Lepidoptera; Papilionidae.
AUGACUUCUUCACGACCCAGUAACACACGUAAUUAUACGGACGAAGAGUUGGCGAGAUAUUUGAAUGAUGAGGACAGUGAUGGUGAUGUGGAAUCUGCUGGAAGUGAGACAGAGGACCAGUUAGAGAUCGAGCAGCUGGAACAAACGGAUGAAGAAGAUAGGCCAACUGAGGUAAUAUCAUCCAAUGUAUCUAACCCAGAUUCAUUUAUAAUAUUCGAGGAGACUUCGACAACACAGGAGAGUACAGCCCAGGAGAGUAACAAUUCUUUUCUUCGUUCAAAUAUCAUCCCCUUUUCUCAGAGAGUUUUACGCGGGAGAAAUAGGUAUGUUUGGUCUACCGUAAGGCCCCAGUCCAAUAGAACUUCAAGCUCUAAUAUUGUACAUAUAUCCCAAGGUCCAACUAGUCACUGCAGAGGUAUAAAAGAUCCGUUGGCAUGUUUUGAAUUGUUUAUAACUGAUGAGAUCUUAGAUGAAAUUGUAAAAUGGACUAACGCAGAGAUAAUAAUAAAACAACAAAAUUAUGCUACCCUUCGAAGCACUCAGCAACCCACAGACAAGUGUGAAAUUAGAGCACUAAUUGGGAUCUUCAUAAUUUCCGCUGUUCUCAAAGACAACCACUUGUCUACUGACGAACUUUUCGACUCAUCUUUAUCUGGUACAAGAUAUGUACGAGUAUCUACAAUGAGCAAAUAUAGAUAUGAAUUUCUUAUACGUUGCCUUAGAUUUGGUGAUAAAAAUUUAAGAUGA